Molecule: messenger RNA, 3013 nt
Organism: Macrobrachium nipponense
Lineage: Eukaryota; Metazoa; Arthropoda; Malacostraca; Decapoda; Palaemonidae
Product: thioredoxin domain-containing protein 11-like
Exons: 2
Coding region: 1570-2370 (266 amino acids)
Source: RefSeq, a predicted model, not a curated record
UAUAUGUAUUCGCAGGGGUUUGUGUCCCUAACCCCCUUAAAUCUCAGGGGUCAGCUGUAUCUUGUUUCGCAUUUAUGCUUUACUGCACUAAAGUUCUUUGACAUUCCCGUUACUUGCGUUUUAAGUAGAUGCCCCAUUCCUUUAACUUUUUUCCAACCCUGAUUUAUAAAAAUACUUCUGGACUUUAAUCAUUAUAUGGUCGAGUUUCUCAAUAUUAAUGUGUUAGUCAUACUGCUUGUAAAUUCUGGAAGGUCUCUUUCACUGUUCCUUUGUGGGUAGGAAUUGUUUAGGGUGUAUUGACAGCGGCUCCUCUUUAUCUCUGUGAAUGGAGGGCAGCUCGAUAAAAUUCUUUUUAUUUUUAUAUUUUAUUGUGAAUAUGUGUACUAAACAUUAACAAUUUAGUAGAAGAGAAAGCGUGUAUUGCAGAAAUGCAGGUUAUCAUUGACAAGAAGUUUAACCAGACAUCUGAGUCAAAUUUUUAGGCUUUCACAAUGUGUACCCAAGUAAUUGAGCAUGGUAAACAUAAAGUUUAACUGCUAGGUGAGAGGAGACCAAUUAUGUAGCUGGGGGUCAAAGGGACUAUGUAGUAAACAUCUAUAAUGUUUCAUGAUUACUGAUAAAUCAGUCAUAGCCGGAUACCUGCUACAGUGUGCCUUGCAUGAUGCAUUGUUAGAUGGUAAGAUUCUUUGCAGUAUUCCUUUGGUCCCAUUUGCAGUACUUUGCUUUUUGCUUUUAAUUUCUUCUAUUUAGUUAUGUCCUGCCAGGAUGCAUAAUUUUCUUUGUUUUGCUUCAGUUUUUACUUGCCAUUCAAGAACAAAUCCUUUGAGGGUGAUCAUAUUAAAUUACGGUCUAUUAAUAGAGCAGACUUAGAGGAGAGGCCUUGUAUGUUUAAACAUGAAAACGUUGGAAUGGAGAAGUGAGGGUUGGAAAUCAAGUGUAAGCAGAAUUCAGAUUAUGGGGACUGGAAGGGAAACAAUCAGUUGAUAUCUGGGAAUGGCCAUGUAGUUAUUCUUUUCAUGGUAUAGUGAUUAAUCCAAUAUUGUACUCCGAGUUAAAUACAAAAAAUUAUCACAGAAAUUGCUCAGGAUUGCCAGGUAUUUUAUGGUCCCAAGUUGGGUGGUCCAACUUUGGUGGAACCAUAAUUUAUUGGAAAAAAGUAGAAUGGAAAGGUUCAAGGUUGCCAAAAAUCUGCAAUUACUAUAUAAUAAAUAUGAUUUACUUAACACUAGCAAAGAAAAUGUGAAAGAGUAAAGGAGGGCCUUAAUAGUAGAAUUGCACAUUUUCAUAAGAUUGCUUUAUACAGCUGUUUUUAUUUUCAAGUGUCCAGUUAAAGCAUUUGUGAAUUUUUUCUUAACUGAUGUAAAUUACACUGUAAAGUGAUGAUCUUUCAUAUAUUGAUCUAAGAUUGACUAAAAAUACCAACAUAUGAACUGGGCAGGUGUUUCACUGCAGUCUGCAUCUUCUUUAGUGUAAUUUUACUGCACUUGAAUACUCUGUGCUUGAUCAGUUUAAAAUUGAAACAAUACUACCUUUCUUUGGUGCAUUUUAUUUUUAUUCUAUUACAUUGAAAUGGCUGUAUAUGUUCCAUACAAGAAAAUUACAUUUCUGCAUUGUAGCUUAACUUUUAUAGCCAUAGUUGUAAAGUUUCUUUUCACUCCCUUGAAGAUGGUGGUUGUACUGCAUUAUAGCAAAACCUGCGCAGCUUGUACAAGUGUAGGGCAUGUGUUCCUGUCAGUGGCUAAUGCAGCACAACACUUGCCAAAUGUUACCUUUGCGCGCAUUGACACCCUCACCAACAUCCUGCCAUGGCAUCUGUACUUUGAAAAUCUCCCAACUAUUAUAGUCCAUCCCCACUUUCGGAAAAGUGAGAGUAGAAUAUUCGACUCUACCAAUGCACUGACUCCAGCCAAUCUUCUGUCCUUCAUAGUUGCCAAUUUGGAUGCAGGUCAUCGUCUCAUGCUAGCCCUCUCUACCUGCCAAGAGGAGUGUAAGGAAAAGGUGUUACAAGCAGCAAGACUUACUACCACUCAGCUUCAUCACUCCUUAACUAUUUCAUCAGCAAAACUUCAGCAUAUAAUGGGUCUUAUAUCUAAAGUGAUCAUCGGUGAAAAGCAAGAUAAAUCCUCAGCUCACAAGACAGCACACUAUCACUUGUUAGCUUUCACAAAGGCACAUCUUGUUAGACAAAUUAAAAAGUUGAGGAUAAAGCUUGUUCACUUAAGUCAGUUAAAUAAACUUUUGAGUGUUGCACUUGAGAAACAGUUACCCAUUUUCACAGAGCUGUUAAAAUCUAUGUAUUACAUUACACAUAAAAGAAAUAGUAUCUCAAAAGAUAUUCCAGACCAGAAUGUCCUUCACGAUGAACUCUAGUGAUUGUUAUGCUAACUAGUUCAUGCUGGAGUAUUGCUGUGAUAUUUAAAGUUUAUAUACUCUAUACUGUAGUUUAUAUAUUUAUAUGAAGUAAAUUUAUAUGUAAAUAUUUGUUGAGUUACUGAGUUUUGUAUUUUGUUUAAUUAGUUCAUUUUAAUGGAUCUGCACAGUGCUUUGCAGAAGUUAUUGUAAGAGUAGUAAAUUCCUUUUGAUAUAGGUUUCAGUCGAGAGGCUAAUUGAGAAAGUAAAUGAUUCUGUAAAUUAAUUAAAGAAUGAUGGUGAUACAGCACACUUACGAUUACUGUCAGCACUGUAGGGCUGCAGAUUUACAGAUUAAUAUGUACAAUACUAUAAAUAUUAAAGUCUUGAAAAUGAGCACUUCCAGAAAAAGUAAUAGGCUUCUUCUAGAAGCUGUAUACUGUAUUUAACAAAUCUCAUGAUAAUGUCAGACAUUAUCUUUGUGUAUGUUAAGGUUUUGAAUCGGUAAUGUGACAAAUUUCCUGCACUUGUGUUUACAAAAAAAGAAGUUUACAUUCUUGCUUCUGUGUGAUUUCUCAUUUAUUUCAGUGAAAUACUGUAAUUGAAAUGUUUUUCUUCUUUGAAGAACUUUGUUGUAGCAGUGAUUUUUAGUAAAUAAAAAAUU